AUGACCACUGAACAAGAGAAGAUAAAUGAAGACCUUGAAGAAACGAUGAUCAGUCACUCAAGUGAGAUCCUGGAAGAAUGCCUUAAUGAAAAUAAAGCCCAAGCAGCCAAAGACAAUCAAAAGAACAAUGUUAUAAAAUCCACUUAUGACGGAGUCCAAAUGACCGAAAGUACCGGGAUGCUGAACAAGAGAAAUGAUGAAGCGAAGGAGUUGGCAAGCAAACUGAAAGACGAUAG
Acaulospora morrowiae is the source of this 236-nucleotide messenger RNA. NCBI's taxonomy places the organism in Eukaryota, Fungi, Glomeromycota, Glomeromycetes, Diversisporales, Acaulosporaceae. The record is from the annotation of a GenBank genome assembly.